Helianthus annuus (common sunflower) is the source of this 468-nucleotide messenger RNA. Its product is annotated as autophagy protein 5-like. The transcript is spliced from 5 exons. Lineage: Eukaryota; Viridiplantae; Streptophyta; Magnoliopsida; Asterales; Asteraceae. The record is from RefSeq and is a predicted model, not a curated record. Gene Ontology annotation, cellular component: Atg12-Atg5-Atg16 complex; cytoplasm; phagophore assembly site membrane. Gene Ontology annotation, biological process: autophagosome assembly; autophagy of mitochondrion; nucleophagy. Bases 1 to 468 code for a protein of 155 amino acids.
AUGUUUUCAUACAUUAUCUCUGCCGUACACACGGCGGCCGGAGUAAGGUCUGCAUAUGUGAAAAAAAACGCUAAGGAAAACAUUAAUGCUGAUCAUACUGAUGGAGCCACAUAUAUAAUUCAUGGAAGCAGCAAGAAUGUUAUGAACAUGUCUCAUCCUGAUCAAGUUGAGCUGUGGCGUUCUGUUAUGAACGGUAAACUUGAGACAUACAAUCGUAUUUCAUCUAAGCUAAAACUUGGAAUAAUUGGAGACGAAUUUUCUGGAAAACCGAACCUGUCUCCUUUGAAAGGUCAGCAGGGUGUUAAUGAUACAGAGGCAACUGCUGCACGGAAAGCAAGUAGGGUCCCUGUUCGCUUGUAUCUCUGGAUUGUCGAUAAAGAUUUUGACGAUUUAGAAGAAGCACCAAAUUUUGAUAGGUGGGACCAAGUUUCUUACAUAAACCGGCCUGUUGAAUGCUACUACUGUUAA